CCUCCCCUCUCCCCCCUCCCCCCGGCUCUAGGGAAAACAAGGUUUCCCCCCAGCCAGUCACUUCACUCCCCAAAGGCUCAAGCCCUGCUCUCCCUGUCCUCCCUCCCACCAGGAUCUGCCUUGGAAGUUGCCGCCCAGCGGGCUGGCCACCUCCCCCUCCUCCUCCCCCUGUGCCGCCCCCACCCCUCAGCCCCACUGCUUUCCAGCCGAGGAGACGAACGGCCGCGAAAGCUGGGAGAGGCGGCGGCUCGGGCUCCUCCUCCUCCCGCGCCCGCCGCCGCCGCCGCCGCUGCCCCGGACUUCGCGUCCCGCCUCCCAGUGCAUGCCCUGGAGGGGCUCAGUCCCUGCCUGUCUAGGGCCCGGAGCUGAUCUCCCUCUGGCUCUCUGCGCGUCAGUUUGGGCCCCGGCUCUCUCUCUCUCUCUCUCUCGCCCUCGCCGGAGCCUCCUCUCGCCUUCCCAGCCUCCCGAGGUCUUCACUUUCCUGCGAUGUGAAUCCAGCCGGCAUCGGGGCGGCCUCGGGCUUCCUUGCACUGCGCCCACCCUUGGGUGCGAGCAGUGGAGGCGUUCCGCACUCGCUUCCUCUCAGGCUGGGCAAGUCCGAGGAACCCGCCCGCCUGUGCUGAGGCAUGGAGGCGAAGCGCCCGCCGGGGGACCGCCGGCCCGCCACCCGGCAGCAGCCCCUCUAGCUCUAUGCUACAUGGAGCCUUCCAGGAGGGGGACCCGCUCGCCUUCCCACUCUGCUCGGUGCGGCUGCUGAGAGCUCUCCGUCCUCUGUGAAGUGGACAUCAGGGGCAUCUAUGUUCUUGAGGGAACAGAGUCUCAGCGCAGGCGAAGGCGACGAAGUUUGAGACGCGGGAGGAUGCAGGCUGCGUAUUGGUACGUCCUUCUCCUCUGGCAGCCUACUCUCUACCUGGUCACAUGUGCCAAUCUAACAAAUGGCGGGAAGUCAGAACUUCUAAAAUCUGGAGGUACAAAAUCUACCCUAAAGCACAUCUGGACAGAAAGCAGCAAAGACUUGUCCAUCAGCCGGCUCCUCUCACAGACUUUUCGCGGCAAGGACAAUGAUACGGACUUGGACCUGCGCUACGACACCCCAGAACCUUAUUCGGAACAAGAUCUCUGGGACUGGCUGAGGAACUCCACGGACCUUCAGGAGCCUCGGCCCAGAGCUAAGAGACGGCCCAUCGUCAAGACGGGGAAGUUUAAGAAAAUGUUUGGCUGGGGUGAUUUUCAUUCCAACAUCAAAACUGUGAAGCUCAACCUGUUGAUAACUGGGAAAAUCGUUGACCACGGGAACGGGACCUUCAGCGUCUACUUCCGGCACAAUUCCACCGGGCAAGGCAACGUCUCUGUGAGCCUGGUGCCCCCCACCAAGAUCGUGGAAUUCGACUUGGCCCAGCAGACGGUGAUCGAUGCCAAAGAUUCCAAGUCCUUUAACUGCCGGAUCGAGUACGAAAAGGUGGACAAGGCGACCAAGAACACGCUCUGUAACUAUGACCCCUCCAAGACCUGUUACCAGGAGCAGACCCAGAGCCACGUGUCCUGGCUCUGCUCCAAGCCCUUUAAGGUCAUCUGUAUUUACAUUUCCUUUUAUAGUACCGAUUACAAACUAGUACAGAAGGUGUGUCCUGACUACAACUACCACAGCGACACGCCCUACUUCCCUUCGGGUUGAGCGGGAGCCACUGGGGCUGAGACUGAAGCCUGAGGAGUAAAAGAGGUCAUACGUCAGGGCUGUUACACAAAGGAGAAGAUCACAUCUGGGGCCUGGAUUGUGUCUACGCUGCUGCUGUUGUCCACGGGCUGCCAAGAUCCCAGGGGGACAAUCUGGUGUCAUUUCUGCCCAUCGGCUCCAUUUCUCAGUGUAGUUGUGAAUCACGGCAGGUUUUACAUCGAGUCACCCGAGGAGAACCAUCCACACCCACAGACAUCCAUGUACAUGUACACACACAUUUUGGCUCGCAUCUAUUGGGAUCCCUGGUUAGAGGUCUUUUAAUUCUCUGGGUCGGAAGGUUUUAGAUAAGCAAUCAAAGCAAAAGGGAAUAGCCAGCCAGGGUGGGCUCUGACAGGCACGGGGUGGAGAUUUCCUUCCCAGUCCCGAAUCCAUGUAAAUCCAUCCUUCCCCUCACGCGCUCCUGCUUCGGAUAGCUGCACUGGUAACGAUCCCAUAGGCCUACCUGCUUGUGACACUGGGACGCGUGUCUCCAGAGCUCAGUACUCCUUCCCAAGUGAACCCUCCCACCCAGCAUCCCGUAGGCACAUCCGAGGGGGCCCUAGGAGCCCGCUCCCUGUAAAGAUGAGGAAACCUUUAGAACUUACACGUGGGCGGCUGCGGAGCUCCCGGCUUUUGCCCCGUCCCUGGUCGAGUCUGCUUAGCGACUCCCGAGCCACCGGAUCUCCAGGGGACCGGCCCAGAGACGGGUGCCGUGUAAGUUGUAAGGGGCGGCUUAUCUUUACUCCACACAUUGUAACAAACUCAAUAUCCUAGUCUUCAUUUGUAUGAAUGGUUUGUAUUGUACAUAGUUUAUCCCGUGUUAUUUCAGCAGCUUAUUAAUAUUAACUUGUACUUGUCUCUCUGCUUGUUAUUGGUUAAAAAAGAAAAAGGGAACGAGGAGGAGUCGGAGUCCAUGUUAGCAAUGUAGCUGUAAAUCCACGAGCAAGACAGAACUCUGUACCCAGCACUUACUCAGCUAACGUAUUGUUGGAAGCGAUACAUAUACGCAGCAUUACGGUCUGUCUGUAGUUAGAGUUUUAUUUCUGGACGAAGAUGAGAUGUACAUAGAAAUAAAAUACUUAAAGUUCAAUUUCAA
Molecule: messenger RNA, 2810 nt
Organism: Antechinus flavipes (yellow-footed antechinus)
Lineage: Eukaryota; Metazoa; Chordata; Mammalia; Dasyuromorphia; Dasyuridae
Gene: NXPH1
Product: neurexophilin 1
Exons: 3
Coding region: 860-1675 (271 amino acids)
Molecular function (GO): signaling receptor binding
Source: RefSeq, a predicted model, not a curated record